Molecule: messenger RNA, 345 nt
Organism: Lactuca virosa
Lineage: Eukaryota; Viridiplantae; Streptophyta; Magnoliopsida; Asterales; Asteraceae
Source: the annotation of a GenBank genome assembly
AUGGUGAGACAUCAGAACGUAGUCUCUGGAAAGCUUAUUAGCGACGAGGGAAUGGAUCAAGAAGGCAAAAAGGCAGAAGAAAUGGAGUUGGAAGAAUUUGAAGCAUUCAAAAGCUUUAGCGCUAUGAGGAAAUUGCAAAGCGAAAGACAACUCCAGAAAGAGAAAGAAUGGGAUCGAGUUUCGGUCCACACAGACCAACUGGAACACUCUAACGAAGAAGUAAAGGAGUCAAGUCCUCAUGAAAAAAGAUCAAGGAAGAAGGAGAGAAAUCCAGGUCGACUAUCAAAUGAAGAAGGCGCUCAUAAAAGACAAGAAAAGUUACCUCAAGUAACAGAAGAAAAUUAA